AUGUCUGGACCAGGUGUUGGUUUCGAAUUCCCCGCACAGGAGGUGUCAUGGCUCACCCGCGAUGUCCUCCUCUUUGCAAACAGCAUCGGUGCGACCUCGAAGGAGCUGCACUUUCUAUAUGAGCUUCACCCGAAAUUCGCCGUUUUCCCUACCUACCCCAUCAUCCUCCCAUUCAAACUCACCGACCAAGAAGUGACCGACUUCUACGCUCGCUCGAAAGCAACCCCCAUCCCUGGUGUCCCUACAUUUGAUGCGCGCCGUGUAGUCGACGGCCAGCGCAAGAUCACUGUAUUCAAGCCGCUCCCUCCCACCAGCGUGGGCAAAAAGUUUGAACUUCGCAACAAGGUAGUCGGGGUGUAUGACAAGGGCAAGCCGGGCUCUGUUGUUGAGACAGAGCAAUGGAUCGUGGAUGCACAAACUGGGGAGGUGUACUCGACGGUUGCGAGCAGCGCGUUUUACGUUGCGCAAGGAAACUGGGGCGGUCCCAAAGGCCCUGCUACCCUCAAUUUCCCCCCACCGCAAGGACGCAAGCCAGAUGCGGUUCAUACAAUCCAAACAACCACGGAGACUGCCCAACUUUAUCGUCUUAAUGGCGAUUACAAUCCUCUCCAUGCUACGCCCGAGCCCGGCCAAAAAAUGGGCUUUGGCGGCAUCAUUAUCCACGGCUUGUUCAGCUGGAACGCUUCCGCUCAUGCUGUUCUGGAAGCUUUUGGUAGAAGCGACCCCAAGAACUUCAAGGAGUUCCAGGCUCGGUUUGCAUCCCCUGUAAGGCCCGGCGACAAGCUGGCCAUUGAGAUGUGGCGUACUGGAGAUGUCACUGAUGGGUUUGAGGAAAUCCGGUUUGUGGUCAAUAACCAAAAGGGCCAGGCCGUGUUGAGUAAUGGUCGCGCCCUGAUUAAGGUGAAGGAACUGGACCCAAAGCUCUAA
Messenger RNA from Aspergillus ochraceoroseus IBT 24754, 927 nucleotides. RefSeq names its product putative peroxisomal dehydratase. The record is from RefSeq and is a predicted model, not a curated record. Bases 1 to 927 code for a protein of 308 amino acids. The transcript is spliced from 5 exons. Lineage: Eukaryota; Fungi; Ascomycota; Eurotiomycetes; Eurotiales; Aspergillaceae. Gene Ontology annotation, cellular component: peroxisome.